UGUUUCAGUAUUCAUUAGUAGUUCAGUAGUUUUCUAUGUUUAGUUGGGAAGAAAUUAUUUGCGUGGUUGAUGUUAAAAGACAGACGAAAGGUGGUUUAGCAGAAGAAGUGGAUGAAAAAGUGUUACAUGCAGCGUUCAUUCCAUUCGGCGACAUCACGGAUAUUCAGAUCCCUUUGGAUUAUGAAACCGAGAAGCAUCGUGGUUUUGCCUUCAUCGAGUUUGAGCUGGCUGAGGAUGCUGCAGCGGCCAUUGAUAACAUGAACGAGUCGGAGCUGUUUGGUCGGACCAUCAGAGUGAACAUCGCCAAACCCAUGAGGAUUAAAGAGGGCUCGUCUCGACCUGUCUGGUCUGAUGACGAUUGGCUGAAGAAGUUCUCAGGGAAGACGACAGAGGAGGCGGAGGAGGCGGAGCCAGCCGGAGAAGCGAGCAAAACCAUGACCCAGGAGGGAGAGCCACCGGCUAAGAAGGGCAGAGCGAACCCACAGGUCUACAUGGACAUCAAGAUCGGUAAUAAACCUGCAGGAAGACUGCGCAUGUUACUCCGAGCUGACGUGGUGCCCAUGACUGCAGAGAACUUCCGUUGCCUGUGUACACACGAGAAAGGUUUCGGCUUCAAGGGCAGCAGCUUCCACAGGAUCAUCCCUCAGUUCAUGUGUCAGGGAGGUGACUUCACCAACCACAAUGGCACCGGCGGCAAAUCCAUCUACGGACACAAGUUCGACGAUGAGAACUUUGUGCUCAAACACACCGGUCCAGGUCUGCUCUCAAUGGCGAACUCUGGUUCGAACACAAACGGCUCGCAGUUCUUCAUCACCUGUGACAAAACAGAUUGGCUGGAUGGCAAACACGUGGUGUUCGGAGAGCUUCUGGAGGGCAUGGAUGUGGUGCAGGCCAUGGAGGCUCAGGGAAGUAAAGAUGGCAAACCCAAACAGAAGGUGAUUAUAUCUGAUUGUGGAGAGUACGAAUGAGCACCUGUACCUGCGGAGUGUGUGUGGAACAUGCUUGUUGGAAUGCCUGUGUGUGUGUGUGUGUGUGUGUGUGUGUGUGUGUGUGUGUGUGUGUGUGUAUUUUAUGAGUAUAGUUCAUGUCACUCAACUCGGUCAAAGCCUUCUGGUUUAAACAGAUGCUUUCUUUUGUAUGAUGGAUUUGUAAAUAUCUAAUAAAUUUUUAUAAUGAAAA
Molecule: messenger RNA, 1179 nt
Organism: Ictalurus punctatus (channel catfish)
Lineage: Eukaryota; Metazoa; Chordata; Actinopteri; Siluriformes; Ictaluridae
Product: peptidylprolyl isomerase E (cyclophilin E)
Exons: 10
Coding region: 36-968 (310 amino acids)
Biological process (GO): protein peptidyl-prolyl isomerization; protein folding
Cellular component (GO): intracellular membrane-bounded organelle
Molecular function (GO): RNA binding; peptidyl-prolyl cis-trans isomerase activity
Source: RefSeq, a predicted model, not a curated record